GGAGGAGGAGGAGGACUUCCUCCCGUCGCUGCUUUCUGUUUGAGCGCCUUCUUGUUGUUGUUCUGAAGUUUGGACGGACUCGACACUCUGACCUGAGCCGUCAUGGAGACGGACAGCCUGCUGUCCGGCAGCCUGGACGGAGCCUCCGGGGAUUAUGGCUCCAGGACCGGCUCGGAGCGCGGAGGGGCCCCGGGCAGCAGGAGGAUGUCGUACUCGGCGUACGGGGACUCGAGCAGCGUGGACAGGGAGCCAGGUGACGAGGAACUCUACAUCCAGCAGGCUGUUGUGUUCAUCGAGGACGCCAUAAAGUACCGCUCCAUCAACCACCGAGUGGAUGCAGGCUCCCUCCGCCUGUAUCGAUGGUACUACUCUGGGAUAAUCCAGUGGGGUUUGGGUCUGACCAUUGCGGCGGUGCUGCUGCUGGCCUUCAUGGAGCGCCCGUCCUCCUUCUCCAUCUCCUCGGACCCCCGGCAUCGCUCUCCAGCCUGGCAGCCUCCCUGCGGCCUCACCGAGAGCAUCGAGAUGAUCUGCCUCAUCAUCCUCUCUGUAGACGUCGCUGUUAAGAGCUAUUUGAUUGGCUGGGAGGAGUUCAGGAAGAGCAAGUGGCUGAUUGGCUACACGGUGGUCAUUUUGAUCUCUGUCAUGGACUGGGUGCUGUCCGUCAGCAUGGUGUGUGACGAGAAACUGAGGGUGCGGCGGCUCCUGCGGCCGUUCUUCCUCCUGCAGAACUCCUCGCUCAUGAAGAAGACGCUGAAGUGCAUCAAGAGGACGCUGCCGGAGAUCGCCAGUGUCAUCCUGCUGCUGGCUCUCCACCUCUGCCUCUUCACUAUGAUCGGCAUGCUGCUGUUUGCUAAGAAUGAGGACCCGAAGAAGAACGGCGAGUGGGAGUUACACUUCAGAAACCUGCCGAGCUCCCUGACGUCUCUGCUGGUGCUGCUCACCACGGCCAACAACCCUGAUGUGAUGAUCCCCGCCUACUCCCUAAACAGAUGCUACGCCAUCUUCUUCGUGGCGUUCAGCGUCAUCGGAACCUACUGUCUGAUGAACCUGCUGACCGCCAUCAUCUACAACCAGUUCAGGGGAUAUUUGCUGAUGUCGGUCCAGACGUCAUUCCUCAGGAGGCGACUCGGGAUCCGGGCAGCUUUCCAGGUCCUCACCUGCCGGGGACGGGCUGCUGGGGAGCGCGCUCGCGUUGACGCCGUGCUGGAGGUGAUGUCCAGGGUCAAGAUGAAGAGAUACUACAGAGCAGCCAUCACUACGGUGGCGCAGCAGUACGAAGACGUCGGCUUCAUGGAUCGAGAACAGUUCACCAAGAUUUUUGAUGAACUUGAUAAAGACUGCAUCAAGGAGCACCCUCCUCUGCCUCAGUACAGCUCUCCCACCCUGCAGAAGCUCCAGCUGAUCUUCAGUCACUACUAUCUCAUUUUGUUUGGAAACGCUGUGGCUCUGGCCAACGUAGUGUGUAUAUGUACGGUCCUGGUGUUGAACUCUGAGAAGUCCACAGCAGAGAGAGACAACUUCGUCUUGGAGAUCAUCAACCUGUGCUUCAUCCUCUACUACCUGUUUGAAAUGUGUGUGAAGAUCUUUGCGUUCGGCUGGCGGGGCUACCUGUCCUACAGGAACAACAUCUUCGACGGCUUCCUCACCGUCCUGUUGUUGGUCCUGCAGAUCACCAUUUUUAUCACCUACAGGCUUCCGUACUCUCAGUGGGAACCCUCCGCUCACGGCGUGCUGUCGCUGUGGGAGAUGAUCCGUCUGGUCAACCUGCUGAUUGUUUUCCGCUUCCUGCGCAUCAUCCCGGACAUCAAGCUCAUGGCGCUGGUUGCCAGCACGCUGUUGGACCUGGUGAAGAACCUGCGAGCGUUCGCGGGCAUCCUGGUGGUGGUGUACUACGUGUUCGCCGUGUUUGGGAUCUGGCUCUUCGAGGGCGCCAUUAAACCUCCUGAGUCGAGCGUGCUGACCAACGCCUCCAUGGAGAACAUCACCUCCAACUUCAGCGUGGCGUGCGGCACCUACGAGCAGCUCGAGUAUUGGCCCAACAACUUCGACGACUUUGGCGCUGCCGUCAUCUUACUCUACGACGUCAUGAUCGUCAACAACUGGCAGGCGUUCAUCGACGCCUACAGCAGAUACACCACAGAGUGGUCCAAGAUCUACUUCGUGUGUUGGUGGCUCAUCUCCAUAGUCAGCAUCUACCUGCAGCUUCCCAACUCUGAUGUGUUUCUGUAA
Neolamprologus brichardi is the source of this 2229-nucleotide messenger RNA. The record is from RefSeq and is a predicted model, not a curated record. NCBI's taxonomy places the organism in Eukaryota, Metazoa, Chordata, Actinopteri, Cichliformes, Cichlidae.